Komagataella phaffii GS115 is the source of this 540-nucleotide messenger RNA. RefSeq lists its product as uncharacterized. NCBI's taxonomy places the organism in Eukaryota, Fungi, Ascomycota, Pichiomycetes, Pichiales, Pichiaceae. Gene Ontology annotation, cellular component: mitochondrion. The coding region runs from base 1 to 540 and encodes 179 amino acids. Gene Ontology annotation, molecular function: riboflavin kinase activity. The record is from RefSeq and is a predicted model, not a curated record. Gene Ontology annotation, biological process: riboflavin biosynthetic process; FMN biosynthetic process. The transcript has 2 exons.
AUGACUCGACCGCCCCCCUUUCCCUUGCUUGUUAAAAGAGCUCCAAUCAUUGCAGGAUUUGGUCGAGGUUCCUCUGCUAUUGGAUGUCCCACAGCUAAUAUACCUAUUGAGGCGCUCUCAGAGGCGGAUAAACUAGACACAGGCGUAUAUUUUGGAUGGUGUAAGAUACAUCCCGUGGAUACACAGAAGGAUGUCCACCAAAGACAAGAUGGGACACAAGUUGAAUUUAAAUACGGAGACGGCCUACGAAAGGAGGUUGAUAUAAAUACUGUUCUCCCAAUGGUAAUGUCUUUGGGUUGGAAUCCAUUCUUCAAAAACAAAGAAAAGGCGGCAGAAAUCCAUGUUAUUCACAAGUUUCCUGAAACUUUUUAUGGGGCUGAGUUGACCUUUAAUAUACUGGGAUACAUUCGCCCUGAGCUAGAUUACACGUCGGUAGAGAGUUUGAUCAAGGACAUUGGCAUCGACAUUGAGGUUGCAAAAGACAGCCUAGCAACUGAAGGAUAUCAGAGUUACAAAGAACAGGUCCAUAAUGUUAAAUAA